Molecule: messenger RNA, 6592 nt
Organism: Stegostoma tigrinum
Lineage: Eukaryota; Metazoa; Chordata; Chondrichthyes; Orectolobiformes; Stegostomatidae
Product: hydroxylysine kinase-like
Exons: 6
Coding region: 302-1459 (385 amino acids)
Molecular function (GO): amino acid kinase activity
Source: RefSeq, a predicted model, not a curated record
CUAUUUGGUGCGUCACAAACAGUUCUUUCUAACUUUGCUGUUUGUGCACUUCCAGCUAUUUAACGUGUCAGUCUCCUGCUCCUUCCUUGAACUUGAUGCUAUUUUCCUCAGACACCGACUGUGAAAGGACGCAUCCCAGGAGCACAGCGGGACCGUUUUUAGGAUGUUUCCUUUGGCGGAAUCGCUAAAGUAGAAGACUUUGCAGUUCUCGAUGUGCCCAUUAAUUAACCAGGCUGCUGACACACUCUCUGGAAAAUCUGAAGACUCACGCAGACUCCGACGAGAGUUUUGAUGUCCACCGAUGUCGUCCUCAGAGAAAACUGUUCUCACCAAACCCACGCUGACAGAGGCCCAGGUUGUUGAGUUGGCUGAGCGGUUGUAUGGUCUGAAGGUCUCCAGUGUCCAACCAAUGCCCAGUUACGAUGACCAGAACUUCCAUAUCCUGGUGUCUGAGAACCAGGCAAUUAGAGAUCACGGUCACAGCUACGUCCUCAAAGUGAUGAACACGGCUGACAGUGAAGAUGCUGAUUUGAUUGAAGCACAAACACGAGCCAUGAUGUUUUUGUGUGAGAAAGGAUUCCCGGCACCCACACCUAUCCCAACCAUUGAUGGCAAGAUUAUGUCUUUGGAGACCAUUGAACAAGAAAAUGAAUGUCGACGGCAUAUGAUCAGGUUACUGACAUAUCUGCCUGGGACCCCAUUUGUCAAUCUCACUUUGGAUGAUCGGACUUUCUACAAAAUGGGUAGAACCUUUGCCCAAAUGGACAAAGCUCUUCACGAGGAGUUCCGGCACCCAUCCACAAAGAGUCUGCAUCGAGAAGGAUUCAGAUGGAACCUUUCAAAUUUUCAUCUCCUGGAAAAGUACCUGCCUGAAAUGAAGGAAGGUGAAACACGCUCAAUUGUCAAACAAGUUCUUGAGCAGUUCAAAGAAAAGGUACUCCCCAACCUCAGCAAAUUUCGCAGAAGUAUUAUUCAUGGAGACUGCAACGAGCAUAACAUUCUGCUAGCACCAGUGGAUCCCUUGGCAUUGGAAGGUAUGACAGAGAGGUCCAGCACAACACACCCACAACCAGAGUUCCACAUCUCUGCAAUCCUGGACUUUGGUGACAUGAGCUAUGGCUGCUUUGUGUAUGAGCUGGCCAUCAGCAUUACGUAUCUGAUGAUUGGGAGAGUCGAGCCCCUCAGGGUUGGGGGACACGUCAUAGCAGGUUUUGAGAGUGUCAUCCCACUGACAGAGGAUGAGCGUGAUUCUCUGUUCCUGCUGGUACUCUGUAGGUUUUCCCAGUCACUGCUUAUUGCCAGCUACAGUGUGCGUUUGCAUCCCGAGAAUGAGAAAUACAUCAUGGUGUCAUUGAGGCAAGGUUGGAAGUGCCUGCACCAACUGUGGCACCAGGGCAAAGAGGCAGUCGAGAGGAUCUGGUUUGACACAGCCAGAUCCUACCAGAUCGAGAGUGGAUAAGGGUUAGGUCAGUGAUGAGGAGAUGAGAAAGAUCCCAGAGUGAUUACUGUAUCGCCUCUGGUCCUCCUUCAGGGAGUGCAGUAGAGUAACAUUCCCUUCUCAUUCCUCUUCCUCACCUCACUCUUUAAAGUCGGGAGCUAAACAGGAAGAAUGCUGGGACAAGAAAAAGGACAUUUGGUUCACUUCUGUCUCUCGACAGACCCUGGACCACCUGGUCUAUGCAAAACUCUGCUGGUCUGUUUAGUUUUGGGGUGAGUCCGGCCUCCAAGUGACACUGAAGGAGGCUGGGACUAUGAAUCUCCCCUUAUGUUUGAUCAUUGUCAUUCUUUGUGUGAGCAACUCAGAUUGUCCACGUCCAACUGUGCUAUGUCAGCAUCAGACUGAGCCUGUCAGGCUAUCCAGUGUUUGUGUCAGACUGUUCUGUGUCCACUUCAAACUGUUUCAUUUCCACGUCAGACAGUUCAGUGGUCCCUGUCAUGUCCCUGUCAGACUGUCCCAUUUCCCUGUCAAACUGUCAUGUAUAUCUGUGUCUGACUGUCCCUGUCAGACCAUCCCCUGUCUGUGUCAGACUGCCCUGCGUCCCUGUCAAACUGUCAUGUAUAUCUGUGUCCAACUGUCCGUCAGAUUGUCCCCUGUCCGUGUCAUUCUAACCCUGUCAGACUGUCCUGUGUCUGUGUCAGAUUGUAUCAGUCAGAAUGUACUGUUUUUUUUGUUAUCUUAGGGAUGGACCGAUCAAAAUGUAGCUGUUGACUGGAAUAAGGUCCCUCUAAUACAGAAACUGAGCAAAGUCCCUAUCUCAAAUUCCUGUCAAUUUAAUUGGCUUUAGGUUGGUUUUCCAUUAGGGUUGCCACUUCCUGUGCCCCGCCAAUCCUUAUUUGGCCAGUGCAGGGUACCACAACCCCAGGCUGUCUGCACCCCAGAUCCUGUCCAGGCUGAAACAUGACUCAUGAGGCCCCUAGUGUUUAAAUUAGGUUGAUCUGAAGAUUCUUGGCCAAUGUCUAGUGAGUGGGUCAAGUCUGACCUGACUCAGACCCCACCUGGAGACACUGAGUUGAGAUCUGGAGCCUCCACAUCUAGCAGGAGAAAUCAGGGUGGAAUGCAGUCACCAGAAUGAUCCCAGGGCAGGAGGGUCAACAUGGAUUUAUGUGUGGGAAGUGUUGCCUGACAAAUCUUUUAGAAUUUUUUGAACAGGUAACCAAGAAGAUGGAUGAGAGUAGGGCAGUGGAUGUGGUCUAUAUGGACUUUAGUCAGACCUUUGACAAGGUCCCACACAGCAGGCUAGUCAAGAACGUUAUGUCGCAUGGGAUCCAGGGGGAGCUAGUUAAAUGGAUUCGAAAUUGUCUCGAUGGUAGGAAGCAGAGGAUGAUGGUUGAACGUUGUUUCAUGGACUGGAGGCCUGUGACUAGUGGUGUGCCACAGGGGUCAGUGCUGGGAUGUUUAUUAUAUGUUAUUUACAUAAAUGAUCCGAAUAUGAACAUAUAAGGCAUGAUCAGUAAGUUUGCAGAUGAUACAAAAUUAGGGGGUUGAUAGCGAAGAAGGUUAUCAAAAAUUACAGAGGGAUCUUGAUCAGAUGGGUAAGUGGGUUAAGGAUUUGCAAAUGAAAUUCAAUGCAGAUAAGUAUGAGGUGUUGCACUUUGGAAAGUCAAACAGACUUAUACAGUAAAUGGUAAGGCCGUGAAGAGUGUUGUGGAACAGAGGGAUUCAGGAGUAUAGUUUAUUGAAAGCGAUGUCACAAGUAGACAGGGUGGUGAAGAAGACAUCUAGCAUGCUGGCCUUCAUUUAUCGAGAAAUUUUGUAUAGUUGGGACAUUAUGUCACAGUUGUACAAGUUGCUAGUGAGGCCGCACUUGGAGCAUUGUAUACAGUUCUGGUCACCCUGUUAUAGGAAAAACAUAGUUAAAUUGGGAAGCGUGCAAAGAAGAUUUACGAGGAUGUUGCCAGGACUAGUAGGCCUGAGUCAUAGGGAGAGGUUUGCCAGGAUAAGACUUUAUUCUUUGUAACGUAGGAGAAUGAGGGUGACCUUACUGAGAUGUAUAAAAUCAUAAGGGGUGACCUUACUGACUUACCUAUUUUGAUAGGUCCAACCCUAGGAUAACAAAAAACAGCACAUUCUGACUAAUACAAUCUAACAUGGACACAGGACAGUCUGACAGGGUUAGUCUGUCACGGACACGGGGCAAUCUGACACAGACAGAAGGCAUAGGUUUAAGGUGAGAGGGGGUAGGUUUAAGAAGGAUCUGAGGGGCAACAUCUUCAUGCAGAGAGUGGUGUGUAUAUGGAAUGGGCUGCCAGAAAAAGUGGUUGAGGCAGGUACAGUAACAACAUUUAAAAAAACAUUUCGAUAGGUACAUGGAUGGGAAGGGUUUACAACGAUCUGGACCAAAUCCAGGCAAUUAGAACAAGCUGACAGGGCACCACGGUCUGCAUGGACCAGUCAGAGCUGAAGGGCCUGUUUCCAUUUCUAAUACUGUAUAGCUGUAUGACUUUAAAUUGCUCGAAUGGCAUUGAACAGGUGAUGUGAUGAAAUUGACAACAGGGACAUAACUUUAAAAGCAGAGUAUGGCUAUUUAAAGUUGAAAUAAGGAAGUAUUUCUUCACACAAAGGACAGUUGUAAAUCAGGCACUUGCUUCACUAAAGGCUGCAGCACUGAGGGUCAGUUGCAGGUCCCAAGGUUGGCAUGGGUGUCUGGGUAAGGGAAUUAAGAAAUACAGAGUGAAGCCAGAUGAGUGAGGCAGGGGCCUGCCAAUGAUCUGAACAUUACAGGCUCAUAGGGCUUAACAGCGUCCUGUUCCUACAUAACUAAACACUGUCAAUCCCUCUUCACAACCAGUAGUUGUAAUAGCAGAUGUCGGGAUUUGAAUGAAGGGCCAGGCAUUUGCUGGUUACUCAGUGAUUGUGUGCAUUGUGUUAACAAGUCUAGCCCUCCAGCAGAAAAAUUAUACCAUGAUAAAACAAUUUGUGAAAUGAUUAUUAUAUAACAUCAUGCAAUAUCUGGACAAUAAUUCAAUAACUUCUGCUUGUUUCUUUGGUUUUUUUUGACUUUACCUGACAAAAAAAACCAUAAGCCUCAUUUAUAGAUAUUGCGAUAAUACGUUUAUUAAUCACAAUUAUCAGGAAUUCAUCCAUUUAUGGGUUGACGGGGAAGAUGUUAGAGGAUGGUUGAUGUGAAUCCAGUUAAUUCACUAGUUUUGCAAAAACCAAGAGUUGGAGUAUGCCAUUGGGCCCUUAAGCCUGUUCCAAACCCAACAAGCUGAUCACCAAUUGCAAGUGCACCUUCCCACGUUCUGUGAUUCUUCCACGAUCCGAACAUCCAUCAAUCCUAGCCUUCUUAAACUCUGCCCUCAUAAAACAAUUGGACAGACAAGACAUGGAUAUUAAGAACAGAAAAGAGAAAAAAGGGGAACAUAGUUCAGUUGCACCAGGUAGUAACACAAGGGUUCUUCCUGUUCCUUUCAAUUCCUUUUCAGUGUUUGCUGUUGAGAUAAGGUUGAUUGCUAACUAAUACUCUCUAACUAAUACUAGUACCCAUGCCCACCACUCCCAAAUACAAUCCCAAAAUUUUCAUCACAGGGUCUCAGACUAAGGAAUCGAAUAUUUAGAUUUGAGGUGAGAAAUGUCAUCACUCAAAAAUGUCAAUGCUUGGAAUUCUCUUCCCUGAAAAGGUUGAGGUGUCAAGCCAUGGAGUUUAUUCAAGAUUGGGAUUGAUAGUCUUUUGGACAGUAGAAGAAUCACAGAUUGUGAGAAGAUGCAGUUGCAAUUGGUGAUAAGGUUAUUGAGUGCGGACCAGGCUAAAGGGCCAAAUGGCCUACUCCAACUCUCAAUUUUUGCAAAACCAGUGAAUUAACUGAAUGCACAUCAACUCUCUAACAUCUUUCCUUUCAAUCUGCUAACGGAUGAAUUUUCUUUCUAGAUGUGGUCAGAGUCAUUCAGCAUAGAAACAGGCCCUGUAGCCCAUCAUGUCUAAGCUGACCAACAAGCACCAAACUAUACUAAUCCCAUUUACCUGCACUCAGUCUUUAGUCUACUAUGUUCCAGUACAGACGUUUAGAUAUGAAUUUAAAUUCAAAGUUUACCAUGGUGGGAUUUGAACUCGUGCCACUGGAUUGUUAAUUAAUGUCUCAGGAUUUCUCCUCCAAUAACUUGAAGCAUUUACAUGACCAAAACUCUUCUCAUGUCAUAGCAUGUGGGAGGGUCAAUCAAAUCACCUGGCAAUGAGCAGCCAGAAGGAAUCAAUGCACAAACUUGAUAAAAGGUGAUUAAUACUCAGUUACUCCUCAAGUCCAGACAAAUAAGAUGAGUGGCUUUUUCAAGGACAGGAAAGGAAACUCAGAUCACACGGCAGUUUUGGUGGGAAAAGGAGGAACAGCCAAGUUUAAUCAUGGAAAACAAUUUGUAUUCAUACAGGACCUUUAAUUUCUUUUAAUUUCACAAGGCCUUUCAUAGGAAUAUUACAAAGCAAAAUUAGGUAUUAAAAUACAUAAGAUGAUAUUCAGUGAGUUUUUGUUGAAAGGUGAAUGAUCUAUAAUGUUUUUAGAUAAUAAACCUAGGUCAAAAUAUUCCUUUCAGAACAUCGACCUAAUCAGUAGGUGUUAGAAAGCAAGUGAUUGUGAGUUUUUCACAACAGUCAAGGGAAUAGGUCACCUCAGGAGAAAUGUUUAUGCGAUAGCUAUAUAGGAGUGUUUGAUUAGAAAUCUGCAGGCUACUAGAAGCUGAGAAAGUAUAAGCUCUUAGUUUUGACAGUAUUCAUAUAGGAACACUCCUCUGUUCACAACUCAGAAACUGGGGAGAAUCAGUUAGCUCAACUUAAUGUUUGGUAUGAAAAUGUUAUUUCUCUGGAUUUAAAUUACUGUUUUAAGAUGUUUCUAACUGUAUUCCAUGGCUAGAUGGCUGACUUAAUUACUUUUCCAUUUUUUGUGCAACUAACCUCUUUUGUUAAAUACUAUGCAGCCUUGUAUGACUGUUUCAGUGAUUGAUAAACACAUCAACUAAUUUAAAAAAAUCUGUCGUCAGGUUUCUUUCUGGAAUUUGACUUGUUCAGUACAACUCUCAGAUGGCUUUUUUUUUUAAAUGGCCAAACUUUGACCAAAGAGGUGAGUACUGAGGAGUACCUUAAAGGAGAAAAGUGAGAUAUAG